UAUAUCCACAGACUGUGACUCUGACAUGACCCGUAAUACAAUUUACACUAUACACAGUGCAUACAAUGCUUGCAAGGAUGGAGACUCCGACCAACAUGGCGACUUACAUGAUGCGACUGGAAUGUCCACCGUAGUAUAUCUUUCUGGAUGAUAAUUUUCUUCAGCAACAACAUUAAAGUGCCGCCUGAAUUACCGGCUAGUGCCUGAGGGCCGGUAAGAGUCAUGCAAGCCCGCAAACGUUAUAUUUUAGUACUUUUUACAGGGUUGUUACUCCUGCUGCUUUACUAUGGGGGAUUGCACAUGCUACACGGGCCGCAAAGGGAACAAGCCACCUUGGCUGCCCGGCUACGAUCAAUUGAAGACCAGUCAGAAACGAACUAUGAGCGUGAUGGACAAACAUCAAGCUUACAUGUCAGUUCUGCACAAGACAAGGAUCAGAAGUGCCGGAUGGAGACAUGCUUUGAUUUUUCGAAAUGUAAAGAAGGCUUUAAAGUGUAUAUUUAUCCAGUAUCCUAUCAAAAACCUAGCCAGUUGUACAGUGACAUUUUAACUUCCAUCCGUGCGUCGAGAUACUUCACAACUAAUGCAGAUGAAGCGUGUUUGUUUGUGACUUCAAUAGACACCCUAGACAGGGACAAACUCUCAUCCACCUAUGUCAAAAACAUAGAAAGCAGUAUAUCAAAGUUAAGUCAUUGGAAUAAUGGCAAAAACCACCUGAUUUUUAAUCUGUAUUCUGGGACGUGGCCUGACUACUCAGAAGAUUUAGGGUUUAAUAUAGGAGAAGCAAUCCUGGCAAAAGCAAGUUUCUCAGAACAGUACUUUAGGCCUAACUUUGACAUAUCACUGCCGCUGUUUGCCAAAACUCAUCCUCAGAAAGGAGGCAAUUCAGGGGACCUCCAGGGAAAUAAUUUUCCAGUACAAAGAAAGUAUUUAUUAGCAUUUAAAGGAAAGCGUUAUUUAUUUGGAAUAGGAUCAGAUACAAGAAACGCUCUUUAUCACUUGCACAAUGGAGUGGAUAUCAUACUUCUCACAACAUGUAAACAUGGGAAAAACUGGCAGAAGCAUAAAGAUGUACGCUGUGACCAUGAUAAUGCAGAGUUCGACAAGUUUGAUUACCAAGUGCUCCUGCAUAACUCUACGUUCUGUCUGGUACCGCGAGGGCGCCGCCUUGGCUCGUUCCGUUUCUUAGAGUCUCUGCAGGCUGCUUGUAUUCCUAUGCUGCUAAGCAAUGGUUGGGAGCUACCAUUCUCAGAGGUUAUAGACUGGAGUAAAGCUGUCGUCUUCGGAGAUGAGAGACUUCUAUUACAAGUUCCGUCCAUUGUAAGGUCUAUCACUGCCGAGCAGAUCCUGUUGCUAAGGCAACAGACUCAGUUCCUGUGGAACAGCUACUUCUCCUCCACCGAAAAGAUAGUUCAUACUACAUUAGAGAUUAUCAAGGAGAGGGUAGAGAAACACCUUGCUCGUCAGGACUACAUCUGGAACCACCAUCCAGGAGCAUUGUCUAUCUUCAGCGAGUAUUCGUCCAGCCUCCAAUCAUUCCCUUUCUACACCCUGGCAAUAGGGGCUCAACCAUCCAACAAGUUUUCUGCUCUAGUCUUAGUGCAGACCCCACCUAUCUCCAUAUCAGCUCCACUCAUGAAACUUCUUGUCAAUGUAGGCAAGUCUGCAUAUGCUCAUCAGAUUGUUGUGUUAUGGCAGGUAGAUAGACCCCUCCCACCGAAGUCCAGAUGGCCCAAGCUUCAAGUCCCUCUCAUAGUCAUUGAGACUGAUCUCAAGUCCCUGAGCAGUCGAUUCUCACCUAACUCUGUGAUUGAGAUGGAUGCUAUUCUGAGUUUGGAUGAAGAUGCUCAACUAACUACAGAUGAGGUUGACUUUGCUUUCUCAGUAUGGCAGACUUUUCCAAGCAGAUUAGUAGGUUACCCUGCUAGAAACCAUUACUGGGACCAAGCUAAAGGUCACUGGGGGUACUCAUCAAAGUGGACCAAUGAGUACUCUAUGGUACUCUCUGGAGCAGCAUUUUAUCAUAGGUACUAUCAUUAUCUGUUCACCCAUGUACUGCCUUCACCGUUGCGUGUCCAUGUGGAUCGCACUAACAAUUGUGAUGAUAUCCUUAUGAACUUCUUAGUAGCUAGUGUGACAAAGCUACCACCCAUUAAGGUAACACAGCGUAAACAAUACCGUGAUACGAUGUUAACACCAUCAACAUCAGCACUGGCGGCUCGCUGGCUCAGCGCAGAACAUUUCCAGCAGCGUCAGGAGUGCCUCAAUCUAUUCUCCAGUGUUAUGGGCACCAUGCCACUGGUUAGAUCUCAAAUGCGUCUCGAUCCGGUCCUCUACAAAGAUCCGGUCUCAAAUAUGAGAAAACGUUAUCGAAAGAUUGAGGUGGUGGACCCCAAACCAAGGACGUGAUAUUAAGCCCACCGUUCGUUGUUCAGUGAAUCUCAUGAAAAUGGAAAUGAAAGUACUAGAAUGUUUUCAUGGUGCAGAGUGUCCCAUCAUUGGAUUACAAACAUGUGGUUCAUGUGCCAAACUAUGGAGUGAUCAAGAGUACUACUCAUAAUAAACCAACAUGAAUGUCUACUAAUGGGACCAAGAAAGGUCAAGCUACUUUCUAAUCUUCUUCCAUGUCCAGCUUCUUCUUCUUCUCAAUCGUGACGUAUCAUGUCCUUAAACCAAUAAAUACCUACAAGCAAAGUUUACAAUCAAUAUGGAGAAUCUCUUCUUGAUAUUGGUACCACUUCAGAACAUCUCAUUAGAAACUUCUUGAUGUCGUAGUAGUGAGUCAGGAUUAGUGGGCAUGUCUCAACCAAGUACCACAACAUGAGGCUCAUAGAUGUUCAUCGCUAAGAAUCCAUCAAUGCAAGCUGAGUACUGGUAUAGACCAGCAAGAUAGCCAGAGAGCAUGGCAGCUUAGAGCAAGGCCCUAUAUGGGUGCUCCUACCGGCCCACAUGAUUAAGAGUAUCAGCAGUGAGCAGGACCUCACCUUCCAGAGUAAACAGAGUUCUUAUAAAGCAUCCAUUGUGAGAGUAAUGGGGUAAUACUUCACUAACAUGUCAUGCCAAUAUUUUUGUGUGUAUGUGUUCAGCAUUGGACAAUUUUAUGGAUAUGAGAUCAUUUCUUUAAGAGUUAUGAAAAGUGGUCAGAUAUAAACUCAUUCGAGCAGAGAUAUUUUUUUGAAAACCAGAUGUAAUCUAUUCAUGAGGUAUUAUUAUGAAAAUAUUGAAAAUAUUGUGUGUGUUAAAUUUUAAAUGAAAGUCUUGCUUUUUGUAUAAAAAACAGAUAACAUAUGAGUGAAAGUGAGAUUAGAGUUUCUAUAUUUUUCUUGGAAUAAGAGAAGAAGUAGAUUAGAGUUUUAGCUGGUUUUAGAUGGUUUUAGCAGGGACAUGGUGUUUACAUGUAUAUAUUGAGAGAGUGAUGCAGAGAGAGAGAGAGAAAAAAAAAAGCCAGAGUGCUUGUUCUUGAUGUGGUUCUCAAGAUCCAAAGUUUUUUUCCUUAGUAUACAAAUUACAUAUAGCUCUGAGUGCAUUUAAUAAGUGUAAUUAUCUAGUAAAUAAAAUGUAGUAUGGUAAAGGUAUUACUAAAAUAACACUCUCUCUCAACCAAUGAUAUUACUCAUAUUCGUACCUAUGUUUUAUUAUACAUGUAAUCAAAAGGAGCUUGAUCUUUAACCAAUCAUUCAAACAGCAUACUGGUAGUUUGACAUACAUGUAGUGAUUUGAUUAUAACAAAUAAAGUUCAGACUGAGCACUUUUCUGGUUUAAAGCAUCUUGUAAUGAAAACUAUAUCACAGAAACAUGCAACAUGCUCAAUAUAAACACCUCUUUUGUUUCUGCAAGAUCCAUUUAGCUGUACAAAAUGUCAAAUCUUGUUUCAACAGCAACUCUCAUUUAUGAACUUGUUCAAUUACAUGUAUUUAUAGUCACUGUUUUAUGCUCAUUUUCUUUGUUCUUUAGUUUAUGUUGUUUUCUUACAUUUAUAUGUGAGUCUGUCUAGUUUCUAUUGUAUAAUUCAUUUCAAUUAACUAGACAUGGUAGAUUUCUGUGGCUGUUCAUUUUACAACUCACUUGAUUACCUAAAGAAUCAAUAUUCUUUGUUCAAACUUGAAAUUAAUGCAUGCGUUAUGUAAACUUGAGGCCUCUUUUCUUUGAAUAAGUAUUAUUAAUUACUCUUCAUGUGGGAUUUAAUUUAGUCGUAGUGAACUACUCCAGAAGACCAGGAUUUUAAUCUUUUAUUAUUCAAUUUCUUUGUUUGGUACAUUUUCAUUAUAAAAAUUUAAAAUUUUACAAUUUUUAGCCUACACAUGUAGGAUGUCAUCUUCCAUCCAAACAAAAAAUUUGAAUCCGUAUUUGGUAUAUUUCAGAAAAACAAGGCAAAUUGCUAUUUAUUGAUUUUUAGGAAAUAUUUGGUAUAAUUCUGUAAACCAAAACAUUUUGUUGCACCUAUUCAAUUUCAAGCAAGACAGUUGUAUCUAGACCUUAGUUCUCUGUAGUGCCUACAUAGUGAGAUCUUUUAUAGAAACUAAAACAUUUGGUUUUAUCGGCUUUGAUAUGGAGAUUAGAAAGUGCACAAAAUUAAUUUCAUCCAGUUAAUUUUUAGUAUUUUGGUUGUGUAAAUCACUUAUAAAUGGACAUGCCAUACAAUGUACAUAGAAAUAAUAUUACAGCUACAUUAAUGAAGGGUAAGAUAGGUAAGGUACUCCUAAUACAAAUUAUUAAUCAUUUUGAUUUUUUUUGUGAAAUAAAUAAUAUGAGUUUGUUACAAAGGGUAUUGCUGGUAAGAAUAUGCAAGUGAAUGUAAUGUUUACAAUGUGUGGGACCAUGUGACGUAUGUCAACAAUGCUUGUAUUUAUGUUGCUACACUUAAUCAUCAUAUAUUGUAGCUUGUCUUGCAGAAUUAUUUCACUGUGCAUUCAUUAUAUUAAGGUGCUAAUCAUAGAUUGAUCAUUGCAAUUUUUUCUAAUUGAGCAUUUGUUUUAGUGCUAUAAAUAGUUGCUAUGCCUUCAUGCAAACUUAGAUACCCAAAGAGAAAGAAGUACAAACUAUAUGUGCAUUUGUUUAUUUAUGAAUGUAGGAUGUGAUAUAUUUGAAUCAUGUUUAUUAAGAUGAUAAAAAUAUUUGUGUGGAUGAUUUGAUUCCUUCACAUAUUUUAAAUUGAGAA
Messenger RNA from Strongylocentrotus purpuratus (purple sea urchin), 5158 nucleotides. It is a transcript of the gene ext1, whose product is annotated as exostosin-1. Gene Ontology annotation, cellular component: membrane. The transcript has 8 exons. The record is from RefSeq and is a predicted model, not a curated record. Gene Ontology annotation, molecular function: glycosyltransferase activity. NCBI's taxonomy places the organism in Eukaryota, Metazoa, Echinodermata, Echinoidea, Camarodonta, Strongylocentrotidae. The coding region runs from base 223 to 2409 and encodes 728 amino acids.